AUGGCAGACCCUUUUUCUCAGGUGCCCAAAACGGAGGGCGGUUGGACUUGUUGCCAAUGCGACACCCACAACCUACAUACGUCCAAAAAGUGCAAAGUCUGUGGAGAGGACCAUCUAAAGUGCAAUCUGAGGACACUAUUCUUAUAUUCCGCUGCGCCCUCAUCUCAGGCAGCGGCCGCGCCCAAAUGUGACCGGAUGGUGGUAUUGUUGCCAGUGCGGACACAUGGUCAAUCCAAAUCUGGGUCUCGACCGGUGCCCCUCUUGUGGUCAUGA
This is a messenger RNA of Aspergillus calidoustus, 273 nucleotides long. Lineage: Eukaryota; Fungi; Ascomycota; Eurotiomycetes; Eurotiales; Aspergillaceae. The record is from the annotation of a GenBank genome assembly.